Lodderomyces theae is the source of this 498-nucleotide messenger RNA. It is a transcript of the gene IMP2, whose product is annotated as endopeptidase catalytic subunit. The record is from RefSeq and is a predicted model, not a curated record. Gene Ontology annotation, molecular function: serine-type endopeptidase activity. Bases 1 to 498 code for a protein of 165 amino acids. Gene Ontology annotation, cellular component: mitochondrial inner membrane peptidase complex; membrane. Gene Ontology annotation, biological process: mitochondrial respiratory chain complex assembly. The transcript has a single exon. NCBI's taxonomy places the organism in Eukaryota, Fungi, Ascomycota, Pichiomycetes, Serinales, Debaryomycetaceae.
AUGCCACUAAGUCAAAGUUUAAAAGCCACGCUACUCACAAUAACAUGGCUACCUGUGCUUUACACAUUCACCAACCAUGUGUAUCAACCUUACCAAGUCUCCGGCUCAUCCAUGACCCCAACAUUCAACCCGGGAACAGCAACAACUUCAAAAGACAUAGUGCUUGUACAGAAAUACAACAUCAAGACCAAGGACAACAGCAUAUCUCGAGGCGAUGUCGUUAUGUUUCGUCUGCCCUUGGACCCGGAAAAGUUGUUGACUAAAAGAGUGGUUGGAAUCAAUGGAGAUGUUGUACUACCGUCUUCACUGUAUCCUAAGCUGGAGGUGAAAAUACCACGAAAUCAUUAUUGGGUUGAAGGGGAUAAUCAGGUGCACUCUAUAGAUUCCAAUGAGUUUGGGCCCAUUAGUAAAGGUUUGGUGGUGGGGAAAGUGGUGAUGAUUCUUUGGCCCUUGAGUCGGUUUGGACUGACUUUGGAGAGGCAAUGGGGCGAAAACUAG